GCGCUGCACAUCUGGUUCCGGUUCCUCUCUCCUGGGGAAGUGAAAGUCGAGGGGAGGGCACUGCCCGGAGUUAGCUGUGCCCCUGCAUCCUGCACCCCUCUUGCUCCCGCGGGUGUCGGAGCCAGAGCUCCCCUCUCUCCAGCUCGGGUCACGCGACGGCCGGCGCCGCUGCCGUCACGUCCUCGGCCACCAGUGCGCCCGCUCCUCUCUGCCCUCCUGCUCCUUCCUCAGCCUCCUCCCCCUCGGCGCGCCCUCUGCUCCAACCCUAACUUCCCGACUCUUGACUCUCGGCUUGUCGUCGUCGGGACCCUGAGUGAUGCCCGUGCCGGGUUGCCUUCCCCAGGGAGAAAGGGCUGUCUCCCUGCAGGACUUCUCCCUGGCUCAGUGAGCAUGCAGGUCCUACGCAGGAUGGGGACCGUCUCACCACCCAGCUUGUCCCACCUAAUGGUGCCUGCCUACUGCCUUGAGCAUAGGGCUCCCAUUCGCCUGCGGUGGAUAAGGGGCUGUGCCCCAGGUCUAAAUCAGGACACUGACGCUGACUCUUGGCUUCACCUCCCAGACGUGGGAGGCUAAAUUUAGCUAGGGUUGGGGUGUUUGUUGAGGCGAACAGAGGCCAGGUUAAGGAGAGAGCCAGCCUGGCUCCAUGAGAUUCCCUUGCUCCCUGUUCUCUGAAGAAGGGUCCAGAGACUUCACAUCCUGGAGCAGUUCUGAGCCUCCUCUGCCGUGCUCUAGACUCCUUUAGUCAGCUUCCUACUGGGCCUGAUGCUGUACUGGCAUCUUCAACAGCACACCACCACCACCACCACCACCACCACCACCACACACACACACACACACACACGGAUCCAUAGGCUGACUUCCGCUGAGCUGUAGCUUCCCCUCCACUGUUACAGGAAGUCACCUCCCUUCCCCUCUGAAGCACCCCUCACGCCUCCUGGCCCCUGCUACAAGCCACCCACCAAGCUCUGUCCCCGCUUCUGCAUCCUGGGGCUCCCAAGGACCCUGGGGGCGCCUACUCCCCUGGGCUGGGCCAUGGAGGCAGAUGCAGUGAGUGAGGGGGGGGCCAUGGCGGAGGAGCGGCCCCCUCGGCUGGUGGAUUACUUCGUAGUAGCUGGGCUUGCAGGAAACGGAGCACCCAUCCCUGAGGAAACGUGGGUUCCUGAACCCAGUGGGCCCCUGCGCCCUCCCCGGCCAGCUGAACCCAUCACAGAUGUGGCAGUCAUCGCUAGGGCACUGGGCGAGGAGGUGCCCCAGGGUUACACAUGCAUCCAGGCUUCUGCUGGUGGCCACCCCUUGGAACUCAGUGCUGGGCUUCUGGGUGGAACUCAACCUGUCAUCUGCUACCGCAGGGGCCGUGACAAGCCCCCCCUCGUUGAGCUGGGGGUGUUGUAUGAGGGAAAGGAACGUCCCAAGCCUGGCUUCCAAGUACUAGACACGACACCCUACAGCCAUUCAGCUAACCUGGCCCCUCCAGGCCCUGGCCACCCUCGCACCUACCUCACUUACCGGCGGGCAGCAGAGGGGGCAGGGCUGCAUGCCCUGGGCAUCACUGACCUCUGCCUGGUCCUACCCAGCAAGGGCGAGGGCACUCCUCAUACCUACUGCCGGCUGCCCCGCAACCUCAACCCUGGCAUGUGGGGCCCAGCAGUGUACCUGUGCUACAAGGUGGGCCUGGCUAAGGCCAACACACUGGUGUAUGAGGCAGGUGAGUGGCCCCUUUGGCCCUUCCAGCCCUUGACCCUCCAGAUCCCUCUACCCCGUGCCUUUCAGCUGGCACCUUCAGCAGCCCCAGUUCUCACUUCCCCUUUGCCACUUGGCCCUUUUCUGGUAUCACCUGGUUUCUUCCCCUGGAGUCUGACAGACCCUCCUCCUUUUGGGUACCCCCACUCUGCCGGGGUUGCAGAGCUGCUGGGCCGCUACCCAGAGGAGGACAAUGAAGCGUUCCCGCUGCCGGAGUCAGUGCCGGUUUUCUGCCUGCCCAUGGGGGCCACUGUUGAGUGCUGGCCUGCCCAGACCAAGUACCCCGUGCCCGUCUUCUCCACCUUUGUGCUCACGGGUGCAGCCGGUGAUAAGGUGUACGGUGCCGCUCUGCAGUUCUAUGAGGCGUUCUCGAGGACCCGGCUGUCGGAGCGGCAGGCACGGGCUCUGGGCCUGCUGAGCGCUGUGGAGCGGGGCCGGGCCCUGGGGGGCCGGGCGGUGCGCAGCCGUCGUGCCAUUGCUGUACUGUCCCGCUGGCCUGCCUUCCCCGCCUUCCGCGCCUUCCUCACCUUCCUUUACCGCUACUCGGUCUCAGGCCCCCACCGCCUGCCCCUGGAAGCGCACAUCUCCCACUUCAUUCACAACGUCCCCUUCCCUUCCCCACAGAGACCGCGAAUCCUAGUGCAGAUGUCUCCCUAUGACAACCUGCUCCUCUGUCAGCCUGUAUCCUCACCCCUGCCCCUCAGUGGUGCCAGCUUCCUGCAGCUGCUGCAGAGCCUGGGCCCUGAGCUGGCUAUCACACUGCUGCUGGCCGUGCUCACGGAGCAGAAACUGCUAGUCCACUCGCUGCGGCCAGACCUGCUCACCAGCGUCUGUGAAGCCCUCGUCUCUAUGAUCUUCCCACUGCACUGGCAGUGCCCCUACAUUCCGCUGUGCCCGCUGGUGCUGGCAGACGUGCUGAGUGCCCCAGUGCCCUUCAUUGUGGGGAUCCACUCCAGCUACUUCGAUCUGCAUGACCCACCUGCUGAUGUCAUCUGUGUUGACCUUGACACCAACACGCUCUUCCAGACUGAGGAAAAGAAGCUCCUCUCCCCUCGGACCCUGCCCCGCAGGCCCUACAAGGUUCUGCUGGCGACUCUGACAAACCUGUAUCAGCAGCUGGACCAGACAUAUACUGGACCUGAGGAGGAGGCAUCCCUGGAAUUCCUGCUGACAGACUACGAGGCGGUGUGUGGCCGUCGGGCCCGGCUGGAGCGCGAAGUCCAGGGUGCCUUCCUCCGCUUCAUGGCCUGUCUGCUUAAGGGCUACCGGGACUUCCUGCGCCCACUCACCGAAGCCCCUUCUGAGGGAGCUCGAGAUGUGGACAACCUUUUCUUCCUGCAGGGCUUCCUGAAAUCCCGGGAUCGGUCCAGCCAUAAGCUGUACUCUCAACUGCUGCACACACAGAUGUUCUCGCAGUUCAUCGAGGAAUGUUCUUUUGGCUCUGCUCGACAUGCUGCCCUUGAAUUCUUUGACUCCUGCGUUGACAAGGUCCAUCCAGAGCAGGAGAAGCCUGAGCUGACACCCUUGGUGGAGCUGGAGGAGCUGUCGGGAAGUGAGCUCACUGUCUUUAUCACCCCGCCUGAGGAGCCUCCAGUGCCAGAGGGCAGCGACUCUACUCCUCUGUACUGCUAUGAUGGGUUCCCGGAGCUACGGGCUGAGCUGUUUGAAUCUCCUCAAGAGCAGCCCGGGGCCCUGCCUGUGCCGGGCCCAUCCCGCAGUGCCCCUAGCAGUCCUGCUCCUCGCCGCACCAAACAGGAGAUGAAGGUUGCACAGCGGGUGGCGCAGAAGUCGGCAAGUGUGCCUGAGCUGUGGGCCCGGUGCCUGCUGGGGCACUGCUAUGGGCUGUGGUUCCUGUGUCUGCCUGCCUAUGUGCGGGCGGCACCCUCCCGGGUGCGGGCACUGCACACGGCCUGCCACGUGCUGCGCCAGAUGGAGAGCCGUAAGGUGGUGCUCCCUGACGAGGUGUGUUACCGGGUGUUGAUGCAGCUCUGCUCCCACUAUGGGCAGCCCGUGCUGUCUGUGCGGGUCAUGCUGGAGAUGCAGCGGGCAGGCAUCGUGCCCAACACCAUCACCUACGGCUACUACAACAAGGCUGUGUUGGAAAGCAAGUGGCCAUCUGGCACACCGGGUGGGCGCCUGCGUUGGGCCAAGCUCCGGAAUGUCGUCCUGGGAGCUGCUCAGUUUCGCCAGCCCUUGAGAGAAAGGCGGCGGCAGCAGCAGCAGCAGCAGCAGCAUCAGCAGCAGCAGCAGCAGCAGGCGGCAGGACAUCAAGAGGCAGGCAGCUCCCAGACAGAUCCCCAUCUGGAGCACCCCUCCCCGACCCGUCCCCUUCAGCGCCAGACUACCUGGGCUGGGCGCAGCCUGCGGGACCCAGCCUCCCUCAUGGGGCGCCUGGUGAAGAGCAGCAGCCUGGGCAGUGCCCAAGGGGCACAGCCCACUGUGGAGGCUGGCGUGGCCCAUAUGAUCGAGGCCUUGGGUAUCCUGGAACCUCGGGAAUCACCUGUGCCCUGGCAUGAUGGAAGCCUCUCAGAUCUGAGCCUGACAGGGGAGGAGCCGGCACCUGGAGGCAGCCCAGGGGCCCUGGGCUCGGCUCUGAAUACCCAAUCCACUGAGGCCCUGGAAGGGCUAAGUGGGCGGGUGUCCAAGGCUGGUGGGCGUCAGGAUGAAGCAGACACCCCCCGACGAGGGCUGGGUGCCCGCCUCCAACAGCUGCUCACACCUUCCCGCCGCUCCCCAGCCUCCCGUGCUCCCCCACCUGAGCUGCCCCCUGACCUGCCUCCCCCAGCCCGCCGCAGCCCUAUGGACAGCCUUCUGCGCCCCCGGGAACGCCCUGGAUCUACUGCCUCUGAGAGCUCAGCCUCUCUGGGCAGUGAGUGGGACCUUUCAGAAUCUUCUCUCAGCAGCCUGAGCCUUCGCCAUUCCUCGGAGCGCCUCAGUGACACUGCUGGAUCCUUGCAGCCACCUUCCCUGGAAAUUUUGCUGUCUAGCUGCUCCCUGUGCCGGGCCUGUGAUUCGCUGGUGUAUGAUGAGGAGAUCAUGGCUGGCUGGGCACCUGAUGACUCCAAUCUUAACACAACCUGCCCUUUCUGCGCCUGCUCCUUUGUGCCCCUGCUCAGUGUCCAGACCCUUGAUUCCCGACCCAGUGCCCCCAGCACCAAGACUGCCCCUGCUGGUGCCAGUGGCAACAAAGAUGCUCCUGUUCCUGGGGGCCCUGGCCCUGUGCUCAGUGACCGUAGGCUCUGCCUUGCCCUGGAUGAGCCCCAGCUCUGCAAUGGGCACGUGGGGGGUGCCUCCCGGCGGGUCGAGGGUGGGGCAUGGGCAUACUUGAGCCCCCUGGUGCUGCGUAAGGAGCUGGAGUCGCUGGUAGAGAACGAGGGCAGUGAGGUGCUGGCAUUACCUGAGCUGCCCACUACCCACCCCAUCAUCUUCUGGAACCUUCUGUGGUAUUUCCAGCGGCUGCGCCUGCCCAGUAUUCUGCCAGGCCUGGUGUUGGCCUCCUGUGAUGGGCCCCCACCUCCCCAGGCCCCACCUCCUUGGCUAAACCCUGAUCCAGCCUCUGUGCAGGUGCGGCUGCUGUGGGAUGUCCUGACCCCUGACCCCAGCAGCUGCCCACCUCUCUAUGUGCUCUGGAGGGUCCACAGGCAGAUCCCCCAGCGGGUGGUAUGGCCAGGCCCAGUACCUGCAUCCCUUAGCAUGGCAUUGCUGGAGUCGGUGCUGUGCCAUGUUGGACUCAAUGAGGUACACAAAGCCGUGGGGCUCCUGCUGGACACGUUAGGGCCCCCGCCCACUGGCCUGCACCUGCAGAGGGGCAUCUACCGAGAGAUCUUAUUCCUGACAAUGGCUGCUCUGGGCAAGGACCACGUGGACAUAGUGGCCUUCGACAAGAAGUACAAGUCCGCCUUUAACAAGCUGGCCAACAGCAUGGGCAAGGAGGAGCUGAGGCACCGGCGGGCACAGAUGCCCACCCCCAAGGCCAUUGACUGCCGCAAAUGUUUUGGAGGACCUCUGGAAUGCUAGGGAUCCUUAGCUUCCCGCUCUAGCCUUGGGGUGGGGUGGGGAAGAAAGGAUAACCUGCUUUCCUGUUCCCCUCAUAGAGGAGCUGGGGACAGGCUGGCAAGCAUGCCCAGCCAUAGGCUCCGAGUGGGGGUAGCAGGAAGAGGGACCCACUGUUACCAAAAGUUACAGUUCCUUGUCUCCAACCUGCCCAGUGUGCUCGUGCUGAUCUUGGGAGAGGCCUCUUGGGAGGAGGUUGGUGCAGCGCUGUUUCUCCCGUCCUAUACCAGGACCCCACCCUGCUACCAGGGUACCUACAGAUCUGCGCUGCCCUGGUCAUUUUAGAAGUUUUUGUUUUAAAAAAACAACCGGAACGAUACAGAGCUACUGAGCCUUUGCCCUGAAUGGGAGGGAGGGAUUCCUCACCAAUACCGGCCCUUCUUCCCUGGCAUUGCUGAAGGAGCCCCAGGCUCCCCAUGCCUUCCUACCUUAGUGUUUGUAUUUUAAGUUAUUUAUUCUGGAGCCACAGCCUCCUUGCUUAUGAGGUUCUCAUGGAGGGGGAGCAAGGGAAGGGAAGUGGGGCACCACGCUCUGGUGGUCUGUAGCUCCUUGAAAGUCAGGUGGUGGGAACUCCCCUUAGGAAGAAUUGGUGCCCCCUCCAGUCCUAAUCCUUGUCCACUCCUCCUUGAGGGAUGCCUCACCCACCCAGGACCCUGACCUGUGCAAUAAGGAUUGUUCUUUGCGAAGUUUUGUCAGAUGUAAAUAUAGUAAAAGCUGCUUCUGUUUUUUU
Loxodonta africana (African savanna elephant) is the source of this 6523-nucleotide messenger RNA. RefSeq names its product DENN domain containing 4B (gene DENND4B). Gene Ontology annotation, biological process: regulation of Rab protein signal transduction. Gene Ontology annotation, molecular function: protein binding. The coding region runs from base 1033 to 5757 and encodes 1574 amino acids. Lineage: Eukaryota; Metazoa; Chordata; Mammalia; Proboscidea; Elephantidae. The record is from RefSeq and is a predicted model, not a curated record. Gene Ontology annotation, cellular component: cytoplasmic vesicle. The transcript has 27 exons.